Salmo salar (Atlantic salmon) is the source of this 2901-nucleotide messenger RNA. Its product is annotated as homeobox protein meis3-B. Gene Ontology annotation, biological process: regulation of DNA-templated transcription. NCBI's taxonomy places the organism in Eukaryota, Metazoa, Chordata, Actinopteri, Salmoniformes, Salmonidae. Gene Ontology annotation, molecular function: DNA binding. The record is from RefSeq and is a predicted model, not a curated record.
CCUGCGUUUGUAAUGCGCGAGUGUGUGUGAAAAGAAGGUGGGGGUGAGAGACCCCGUCGUGUUUUGACCCCCCAAACAACUCCCGACCACCAUCUCUCCCCACAUAGUCUCUGCCUCUCUCAAUGUUUAAAGCAACAUCACUCAAGUCGCUGUGACAUUUUCCAGCCUGCCGCGACAGUCCAUGGACAGCGAGAACGGCCAAAAAGGACGCUAUUUCUCCUCACCAAGCAUCUCGCCUGCGAGCCGGACCCAAAAACAUAACGUGCGGACCUACCACAACGCUCUCGAAACCGAAGCCCAUGCAGGAUAUCUCGAGCACGGCCUGAGAGUGACUAUAGCUUAUACGUCAAAUCUAGGUUUCGAUCUUCUGGAUACAGAACGCCUGCGCUGGACAGCGGGUCUGGUCUCAUCCUUCCCGGAGUAGGAUUGGCUUCCGUGUCGCAUGGAUAAGAGGUAUGAAGACCUGGUGCACUACUCAGGGUCAGAGGGCAUGCCCGUGGGGGGGUAUGGAGAGGCCAUGAGGUCACUGCACCCCUCUCACUAUGGCCACACUGUCCCAGAUUCCCUCAAACACCACAGGGACCAGAUCUAUGGUCAUCCCCUGUUUCCAUUGCUGGCCCUGGUGUUUGAGAAGUGUGAGCUGGCCACCUGCUCCCCGCGGGACGUCACAUCCCACUCAGUCCCUCCCCACCUCCAAGGCCUGACCAAUCACAGUGAUGUAUGCUCCUCAGACUCCUUCAACGAUGACAUCGCAGCCUUCGCCAAACAGAUUCGCUCAGAGAAGCCCAUUUUUUCUACAAAUCCUGAACUGGACAACCUGAUGAUCCAGGCCAUCCAGGUACUACGUUUCCACCUGUUGGAGCUGGAAAAGGUUCAUGACCUGUGUGAUAACUUCUGCAAUCGCUACAUCACCUGCCUGAAGGGCAAGAUGCCCACAGACCUGAUUCUGGAUGACAGGGAGGGCGGGUCCAAGUCUGACGUGGAGGAUUUCACUGGCUCCUGCACUAGUCUGUCAGAGCAGAAUCAGUCGUGGUUGCGGGACCCAGAUGACUGUGCGUCCACUCCACUAGGGACCCCUGGCAUGUCGUGUGGCCUGCCUUCACACAGCACAGACAACUGCAGCGAUACGGGGGAUGGUUUGGAUGGGGGCUUGGCCUCCCCCAGUACGGGAGAGGAGGACGAUACGGACCGAGACAGAAAGAACAGCAAGAAGAGGGGCAUUUUCCCCAAACUGGCAACCAACAUCAUGAGGGCAUGGCUCUUCCAGCAUUUAUCGCACCCAUACCCCUCAGAGGAGCAGAAGAAGCAGCUGGCACAGGACACAGGCCUGACCAUCCUGCAGGUCAACAACUGGUUUAUCAAUGCAAGACGGAGAAUAGUACAGCCCAUGAUUGACCACUCAAAUCGCUCAGGUCAAGGUGGUCCUUACAGCCCAGAGGGAGCAGCACUGGGGGGCUAUGGACUGGACGGCCAAGCCCACCUGGGUCUCAGGGCAGCAGGUCUUCAGGGGAUGCCGUCUCUUCCUGGAGAGUACCCCGGGGCCCUGCUGUCCCAGUCUGGCUACCCCCACGCCGGCCCGUCCCUGCACCCCUACCCCGGCCCCCAUCCCGCCAUGCUGCUGCACCCGCCGCCCCACCCCCACCCCGCCGAUCCCCUCAUAGGCCAGGGCCUGGACAUACACGCCCACUAACUGAGAAGGAAGGGUGUGAAGGAGAGUGGAGAGAGGAGAGAGGAGAGAGGAGAGGGGAGGGGAGAGAGGGGCCAUCCUGGAGGAGAUGGGGGCUCUCACACCCGCCACCCGCUAACUACGACAGCAUGGUGUAGUCCAAAUGUUUACAUUCCCGCCGUAAGACACUGACUUCCACAGUCACUCAACCCACUCAAGCCAUUGUCUGCAACAUGCAUACACUUCCCUUAACAUACCACCGCUGGCCCCUCUUAUACCAUCAAUAACAUACUUACAUUCUAUCUCAGACGUAGACAAAGACACACACCACACUGAGCCCUUGAGUGUGAGCCAAGCCCACUUCAGGGUGGAAGAGGCGAGCGUCCUCAGCCCCUUCCCUCUCUACAUACUCUAUGGUGACAGUGAGCUGUCUGACACCCAGGAUAGCGCCCCCUCUAGGAGCAUAGAGGAACACCCCACACGGACCACUGACCAGCCAACUUGCCUCUCUCUCCCACCUGGCCUACUGGCCAACCAAACGGAAAGACACAGGUCAGACACACAGCUCCCGAUCUGCCUGGGUCACCUUAACCUCCAUAACUCUUAUGACCUCACACAGCCCAGGCUUGAAGCGUUGUGAUUGGACAGAACGCCAGUGAUACACUCUAACCUCUAUCCUCCACGCCCCAGGCCACACCCAGUCUUCCCACACCGACAACUGUCACACACACACCCACCUUAUUUCAUUUGACUUUUUUUAGAUCUGUUUUUGUAUUUAUAUGUGUCAGAGAGAUGGGACCUGACAAAAGUCCUGUGAACGGUGAUCUUCCAGGGUAUCACUCUGCAUGACUCUUGUACACUAUGAAUGAGCUCAAUUUGUCUCUCUCAAUUUGUUCAAGGACGUACCUUGGUUUGUUUAAAUAUGUUGGAAUGAGUUGAUCACUUACCUCCUUAAGAUCCUGUCAGACAUGAAUAGUAGAGUUUACUGUGGGAUCCACACCGUAAGCCAAACAGUGAACACGCACACGAUCCUGUCGGACCAUUUCAUGGUCCAUGUUAUCUGCCGUUGUGUUUGAGGAGGACAGCCAAAGGACUUUACACAUGCUGCAUCUUCCUCAGUCCCUUAUGGGUCUCUGAUAAAAUAAUUUAUUUCCAAAUGUUGAUGACAAUAAUUGAUGAUAACGAUGUUACAGUUAUGAUUUUGCUUAUAGUAUUAAAACCUUUCUUUUGUAAAA